UAAAAUUCCAAAACUAUAUAUAUAAGGAAUCAGACAUUAUCCAUCAAAUUCUCACUUAAUAUAUUAUUAUUCUUGACUAAAACUAAAUUGAUCCGUUAUUGUUCUGGCACGAUGAUGAUAUUUGGAAGGAAUCGAUACAUUCUGAAACUAACCAGAGAAACCGCUUCAAUUCGUUCAUUUUCUACGUGGUCCAGGACCUCUAUAGCAUCUAAAUAAUCGAUUAAUACCCUCCUAUUUCAAGAGUAAAUCGCGAAACUCGAUCCUAAACCAUAAGAGAGACAUUCGUAAAUAUAAGUUUGGAUUUGUUCAAACUUUCGAUAAUCAAUGCAUUUAUGAUUAUGAUAAAUAAAAAAUGUAUAGUCGCAUCUUAUCUGUGUUGUAAACGUUGUUAUUGUUUAGCGUCGCCAUGGCAACCGCAUCCCUGGCGCUAUUGGUCAUUUCAGUUCCUGCGACUGCUUGAUGGGAAGCAGCAACCGAUUCUCUUUAUCACACCCCCAACCGUACGGAGGUCGUGCGGAUCAUGACCCAGUUCAUCAGUCAUUUACCAGUCGAUGUGGCUGUAGCAUCGAGACCUGUGAGGCCACAAUAUAUUGAUAUCAGAGAACAUUCUAGGCAGACUGAUGGAAAUGCAAGCUUUCUUCGUGCUGCCAGAGCAGGAAAUUUGGAAAAAGUAUUGGAAUACUUGAAAGGCAGUAUUGAUAUUAAUACUAGUAAUGCAAAUGGAUUAAAUGCUCUCCAUUUGGCAUCUAAAGAAGGCCAUGUUACUGUGCUUAAUGAAUUACUGAAACGAGGUGCAAAUGUAAAUGCAGCAACGAAGAAAGGAAAUACUUCAUUGCAUAUUGCGUCAUUAGCUGGACAAGAAGAAAUAGUAAAAAUACUUGUACGUAAUGGAGCAAAUGUCAAUGUGCAAUCUCAGAAUGGCUUCACACCUCUUUACAUGGCAGCUCAAGAGAAUCAUGAUAAAGUAGUACGUUAUUUAUUGGCAAAUGGAGCUAAUCAAAGCCUUGCUACUGAGGAUGGGUUUACACCAUUGGCAGUUGCUCUUCAACAAGGCCAUGAUAAAGUAGUUGCAGUGUUAUUAGAAAAUGAUACUAAAGGAAGAGUGCGUUUACCAGCUCUACAUAUAGCAGCUAAAAAAGAUGAUUGUAAAGCUGCUGCUCUACUGCUACAAAAUGAUCAUGAUCCUGAUGUCACAUCAAAAAGUGGAUUUACCCCUUUACAUAUUGCUGCACAUUACGGCAAUGAAAACAUUGCUCAUUUACUACUAGAAAAAUCAGCAGAUGUAAAUUUUGCUGCAAAGCAUCAAAUUACACCUCUCCAUGUUGCAUCUAAAUGGGGAAAGACAAACAUGGUUACAUUAUUAAUAGAGAAUAAUGGAAAAAUUGAUGCUUCUACUAGAGAUGGAUUGACACCUUUGCAUUGUGCAGCUCGUAGUGGCCAUGAUCAAGUGGUUGAUUUACUAUUGGAAAAGGGAGCUCCUAUAACAGCAAAAACUAAGAAUGGUUUGGCACCACUCCAUAUGGCUGCUCAAGGAGACCAUGUUGAUAGUGCCCGGAUACUGCUGUAUCACAAAGCUCCAGUUGAUGAUGUUACUGUGGAUUAUCUAACAGCUUUGCAUGUGGCAGCACACUGUGGCCAUGUAAGAGUAGCAAAACUCUUAUUAGAUCGUAAAGCUGAUCCCAAUGCCCGUGCAUUAAAUGGUUUCACUCCAUUACAUAUUGCUUGCAAAAAAAAUCGCAUUAAAGUAGUGGAGCUGCUAUUGAAGCAUGGUGCUUCAAUAGAAGCUACUACUGAGUCAGGACUGACACCAUUACAUGUGGCUUCAUUCAUGGGAUGUAUGAAUAUAGUAAUAUUUUUGAUUCAACAUGGUGCUAAUCCAGAUGUUCCAACAGUUAGAGGAAAAACACCUUUGCACUUAGCAGCUCGUGCUAAUCAAGCUGAUAUCAUACGUAUUCUUUUACGUAAUGGAGCACAUGUGGAUGCUUGUGCUAGGGAGCAACAAACUCCAUUACAUUUUGCUGCUUGUCUUGGUAAUGUUGAUAUAGGUGGAUUAUUAUUACAACAUGAAGCUGCAGUUUAUGCACCAACAAAAGAUAUGUAUACAGCAUUGAAUAUUGCUGCUAAGGAAGGACAAGAAAUAGUUGUUUCUGUUUUAUUAGAACAUGGAGCUGCAGUUGAUGCAACAACAAAAGAUAUGUAUACAGCUUUGCAUAUUGCUGCUAAGGAAGGACAAGAAGAAGUUGCUUCUGUUUUAUUAGAUCAUGGUGCUUCUUUGACAGCUACUAAUAAGAAUGGAGUUACACCUUUACAUGUUGCUGCUCAUUAUGAUCAUGUAAAUGUUGCCUUGCUACUUUUGGAUAAAGGAGCAUCUCCACAUGCUACAGCUAAAAAUGGAUACACACCUUUGCAUAUUGCUGCUAAAAAGAAUCAAAUGGACAUAGCCACUACUCUUCUGGAAUAUGGAGCAAAACCAAAUGCAGAGUCAAAAGCUGGUUUUACACCUUUGCAUUUGGCUGCUCAAGAAGGUCAUACAGAUAUGACUACACUUCUCAUAGAACAUCAUGCAGAUGUAAAUUCUUCAGCUAAGAAUGGCUUAACACCACUGCAUCUCUGUGCUCAAGAAGAUAGGGUGAAUGUUGCUGCCAUUCUUGUUAAGAACGGAGCUGAAAUAGGACCUCAGACAAAAGCAGGGUAUACUCCAUUACAUGUUGCUUGUCAUUUUGGACAAAUAAACAUGGUUCGCUUUCUUCUACAACAUGGUGCAGAUGUAAAUGCCAUUACUUCACAUGGAUAUACACCACUUCAUCAGGCUGCCCAACAAGGACAUACUUUAAUUAUUAACCUACUGCUGGAAAAUAAUGCUUCUCCAAAUCACACAACAAAUCAAGGUCAAACUGCAUUAUCUAUUGCUCAGAGAUUGGGAUAUAUAUCUGUUGUAGAAACACUCAAAGUGGUAACAGAAACUAUAGUGACUACCACCACUACUACUGUAACUGAAGAAAAAUAUAAAGUUGUUGCACCAGAAAUUAUGCAAGAAACUUUUAUGAGUGAUUCAGAAGAUGAAGGAGGUGACGAUUUUGAAGAUUCUGCUCUGUUUGGAAAACCAACUCAUGCCACCCAUGUGUAUCUUCCUUAUUAUGAGGGUCAAAAGAUGCAGAUGAGUGAUGAUGCUAAUCUUGGUGAUCAGACCUUCCAUUAUUUGACUGUUGAUGAAAUUCAGUCAUUGGGAGAUGAUUCACUCCCAAUUGAUGUCACAAGAGAUGAAAAAGGAAUUGAUUCAAUGAUUAUAGGGAAAGAUUCUAAAGCUCCACUAAUAGUUGAAGAAGAUCAAAUUUCUCCUGCACAUGUAGCACAUUUAGAAACUGUAUUUGCAGGUUCAUAUGUUCCAGAUAAUGUUGAUAUUGCUAAGGCACCAGUCCAUGCUGGGAAGUUAAAGUGGAAGACUUUCCUAGUUAGUUUCAUGGUUGAUGCAAGAGGAGGGGCUAUGAGAGGUUGCAGACAUUCAGGUGUACGAGUGAUUAUCCCUCCAAGAAAAGCUCCUAUGCCAAUGCGUAUUACUUGUCGUUACUUAAGAAGAGAAAAAUUGGCACAUCCUCCACCUCUGAUGGAAGGUGAAGCAUGUGCUUCUCGUAUUUUGGAAGUUGGUCCAGCUAGUGCAAAAUUUUUAGGACCAGUUAUAAUAGAGAUUCCACAUUUUGCCUCACUAAGAGGAAGAGAAAGAGAAAUAACUAUUUUACGAAGUGACAAUGGAGAGACUUGGAGAGAGCAUACACUGGAAGCUACUGAAGAUGCUGUUCAUGAUGUUCUUAAUGAAAGUUUUGAAGGAGAAGAACUGAGUGCAUUAGAAGAUUUAAACACUAAUCGCAUUACCCGAAUAUUAACAACGGACUUUCCGCAAUAUUUUGCUAUCAUCACACGUAUCCGUCAAGAAGUACAUGCAAUUGGUCCAGAAGGUGGCAUGGUGAGCUCGACGGUUGUACCUCAGGUACAAGCAAUAUUCCCAGAAGGUGCUUUGACUAAGAAGAUCAAAGUUGGACUCCAGGCUCAACCCAUACCACCUGAACUUGUUGCCAAACUUUUGGGUAAUCGUGUGGCAGUCAGUCCUAUAGUAACAGUAGAGCCAAGAAGGCGAAAGUUUCAUAAACCUAUCACACUCACCAUUCCUGUACCACAGGCUGCUACCAAAGGCAUGAUCAACCAAUACAGUGGUGAUGCACCAACUCUGAGGUUGUUAUGCAGCAUAACAGGUAGUACCAAGUCAGGUUUGUCUCCCCUUCUCUCUGCUUUGCUCUUUUUCUCUUCUGAGCACCCUUGAUUUUUCUUUGCUGGACAGUACUCUAUUUAAAACAAAUCAAAAAAUAUCCCAUUUACUAUAAUU
Messenger RNA from Centruroides sculpturatus (bark scorpion), 4378 nucleotides. RefSeq names its product ankyrin-3-like. The transcript has 26 exons. Gene Ontology annotation, molecular function: protein binding. NCBI's taxonomy places the organism in Eukaryota, Metazoa, Arthropoda, Arachnida, Scorpiones, Buthidae. Bases 521 to 4315 code for a protein of 1264 amino acids. The record is from RefSeq and is a predicted model, not a curated record.